This is a messenger RNA of Cryptomeria japonica (Japanese cedar), 684 nucleotides long. RefSeq lists its product as uncharacterized. The transcript has 4 exons. NCBI's taxonomy places the organism in Eukaryota, Viridiplantae, Streptophyta, Pinopsida, Cupressales, Cupressaceae. Bases 121 to 351 code for a protein of 76 amino acids. The record is from RefSeq and is a predicted model, not a curated record.
GAUUCUACACGUUUUAGCCUGAUUCGAUCCGUCAGAGCAGAAGCCCAAUCGUUUCAUCAACGCCUUUAACCCGAUUUAAUUUCCAGAUUCUUGCCGAAGAGGAUUCGAACCUGUGUCGUCAUGGGCUGUUGUGCAUCAUGUUUUGGUGGGCAGACUCCGGAAGAAAUUGAAAGGGAGAAACUUGCUUCUGAAGAAGUCCGACAAAAUGCUGCAAAGGCCGCCCAACAACGGCAAGAGCAAUUUGAGAAAUCGGCUGCAGGAAGGGCUGCCCGUGCACAAAUAGCAAUGCAAGCAAAACAGUCAGCAAAUUCUAAUACAGGCGAACCAGUUCUCAAGUGGCAAAUGGGGUGAUGAUUUAGGACACUGCUAGUAAAUGGGAAUAAUCAAAUGUAUUCAUCCACAUCAGCUAUCAUGCCAUCCUGAACAUAAAUAAAAUUAACAGUUUUCAUGAAAUUUUGUAAAGUUUAUUUGAUUUGCUUGUGCUCUUCGACAAUUGAAAUUAGCAUCUUCAAAAAUGUAAAUAAUUGCUUUAUUCAUUUUUCCUAUUGAUAUGUAGGCUUUUAGGUUCUCUUCCUAUUGAUAUGUAUAUUGAUACGCAAUGUGAAUAUUCAUAUUCCCAAAUCUAUUAUUUUGCUGAAUAAAUAAUGGCAAUUAUACUACAGUAUAGCUACUGUUUUUCUUUUA